Emiliania huxleyi CCMP1516 is the source of this 726-nucleotide messenger RNA. RefSeq lists its product as hypothetical. Lineage: Eukaryota; Haptophyta; Isochrysidales; Noelaerhabdaceae. The transcript is spliced from 2 exons. The record is from RefSeq and is a predicted model, not a curated record. The coding region runs from base 1 to 726 and encodes 241 amino acids.
AUGCCUCACGAGCUGCCGUUUGCCUCCCUGAGCGAGGACGCGGCUGCCGCUGUGCGCGAGCGGCAGCUACGGCGCAAGCAGGCCAAGCUCGAACGGAAGCAGCAAGCGCGAGUUGCCAGAGCGAGCAGCAUCACGCACUUACAAUCUGCAGGCGAUGAGUCCACGAGUGGCUCGUACAGCGACUGGAUCUCCAAGGCACAGUACUUUGAGGCGGUGCCGGCGGGCUUGUUCCUCCCGCCCGGCGGCGCGACCAUUGACGCCGUGCGGCGGGUGCUAGACGCGUGCGACGCGGAGCUGAAGGAAAACAACUACUUUCUCUUUGGGUUUGGCUCGAACGAGGCGUGGGAUCCGGCCUUCAACGCGCGGCUGCUGUACGAGGGCUUCUUCACCAUCACCGCUCGCCUGCUCGGAGCCGGCACGGAGCCUCUCCCGCUGCCAGAGCUGCAGCCGUACUAUGGUCAGCUCGGGACGCCCAUAGCUAGCGAUCUCGAUCGCACCGGGCCCAUUCGCGAGAUCCGCGUCCGUAGGCGUGGUCUGCUGGCCCGCCCUGCUCGCCAGCUCCUCCGCGAGGCGCGCGAGACUGCCCGAGAGGCUAGGAGAGACUGCGACUGGUACCAGGCGGAGCGGCACGGCUCGAGCUGGCUCACGCCGCGCUACCUGCAGAUGCUGCUCGCUGCGUCGCGUGACCCGCGUCUCAACUUCUCGCUGCACGCGCUCGAAGCCUAG